Molecule: messenger RNA, 2765 nt
Organism: Esox lucius (northern pike)
Lineage: Eukaryota; Metazoa; Chordata; Actinopteri; Esociformes; Esocidae
Product: polycomb group RING finger protein 5-A
Exons: 9
Coding region: 589-1299 (236 amino acids)
Biological process (GO): regulation of transcription by RNA polymerase II
Cellular component (GO): PRC1 complex
Source: RefSeq, a predicted model, not a curated record
CCUACGUGGUGUACAUUUCGUUGUGGCUACAGUAGCCAUAUGUUUGAGGCUUCAGUGUUGUUUUGAUAGAGGUGACGCAAACCGUGACGUUUUCUACGUUGAGAUAAUCCUACCGUAGUCUACCGAUUUUCACUACGAAGCGUAUGGUCCUUGUAUUUCUUAACUGCGUAUCAAGGAUUUUUCUAGCAAACCGAGGGAGGCAUUUGAAUGACGUUUACGCCGCUAUGUGCUGCGCUAUGUACUGAAUAUCAGUUCUGCUGGAAUACUAUUUUUAAUUUGUUUGCAAGCGUGUUUUAUCAUUAAGAUAAAUAAGCAGUCUUGUUGUUAUUGCAUCACUAAUUAUGUGGGUGGAUUGGCAGUUGAUAUUUUUCCUGAAGUGUUAUUUUGACAGGCGUAACGCAUCCAUUAACGCUGAAACCUGAGGGUAAUGGUCUUCAGAAGAAUGUUUCCCGGCCGAUGAAGAUUGGCUGAGGAUGACAAAGAUGAGGAAAAUAUAGGGGUCACCCCAGCAGUGUCGGGGGCUGCAGGGACCUCUGUGAUUACUGACCCCUCGUCCCUGACCUCCCAAGCUCUGUACACUGGCUGGCUAUGGCCGCACAGAGGACACCCCUGGUUAGAGACUUUAACCACUUCAUCACUUGCUCUCUGUGCAGAGGUUAUUUGAUCAAACCCACCACGGUCACUGAGUGUCUACACACAUUUUGUAAGAGCUGCAUCAUCCAACACUUUGAAGACAGUAAUGACUGUCCCAAAUGUGGCAUUCAAGUUCAUGAAACUAACCCUCUAGAGAUGCUAAGGUUAGACAAAACUCUGGAGGAAAUCAUUUUCAAGCUUGUGCCUGGACUUCGAGAAAAAGAGGAACAGCAGGAGAUUGAUUUCUGGAGGAAGAAUAAGUCAAAAGAAAAUGGCCAAGGAGACAGCCUUGGAUCUAAAAGGCUUCGGCACAGUGAUGAUGAAGAUGGUGAUGAAGAUGGUCAAGAUUACCACAGGAGCGACCCCCAGAUAGCCGUCUGUCUGGACUGUCUCCACAGCAAUGUCCGUGCAGGAGAAGACACAGUUAAGGGAUUGAUGAAGAAGUUCAUUCGCUGCUCUAGUCGAGUCACAGUGGGAACCAUCAAGAAGUUCCUCAGUUUAAAGUUAAAGCUUUCCAGCUCCUGUGAGCUGGACGUUCUGUGCAACGGGGAGAUCAUGGGGAAGGACCACACUCUAGAGUUCAUCUACAUGACCCGCUGGAGGCUGCAAGGUGACAAUACAUACCCCAUGGUCCUGGAAUACAGACCGCGAAUAGACUUUGGCUGAACGAAGCCCUUGAGAAGCCUUCCUCGGCAAACCAAGCAGUGACUGGAUGUACCUACAGCCAAGGCCGGGAAGUCAUUCCUUCUGAACAUUUUGGCCCUUCUAUACGUUUGACACAUUCAUUUUUUUCUUCAGUUUUUAGUUCUGUUGUGUCCCUCGUUGUCGGAAAUGAUGUGCUUGUGGCCAAAGUGAUCUUUGAGACAACUAGGUGGAUGUUUAGCUAAAGUAUAGCUGUAUGAAUAUAAAUGUAUCAACAUCUUAUUUAUUAGCCAGGUAAUCAGGUACCCUGGCAGUGAUAAUGAGCAUGCAACUGCAUGAUAAAUGCAAGUUGGACGGCGUGAAUAGAUAAUUUUUUUUAGAAGAUCAAAAGGGAGGAUUCAAGCGACUUCAAGGGCUCUGACUGGAGGCCUGACUAACAAGAAAUGUUAAUUUAUAAAUGUAAUUUUCCUCCUCUCUUUAUAAAUGCAUAGAAAACUUCCACAGAUUUGCCUGCAAUCAAUCAAUUAGGAAACUUUUCAUGUGACAGAGCAGCCUAAUAUUGGCAACAGGUUUCAGAGUCUAAACCUUAAGGCCAUUUGUCUUCAUUCUGACUUAUGCUCAGUUAUUAACCAGUCUGACAUGCUAUUGAAACCUGCAAAAAAAAAAAAUUCUGGCAGAGGCUGGGGAGCCUGCAAGAUGAGGAGAAAAACAUUAAGCCUCUUUCGCGCACGUACAGACAGACAGACAGACAGACAGACACACACACACACACACCCAUGAACUAAACCCAUCCUGCAGUGUGAUUAUCCUGGCUCCUGCCAAUCUCAGACCUGCACUAAUAUCUUAUUUGGCACCUGUCAGAAUGAGCAGCAGGUAUUUCUUUUAGUUUUUUCAGAUUGAUCUUGGUAUCUUUUUAGGCUAGUGAGAUACUAUUUGAAAAUUUUCGAAGGGAAUCCUUAACCCCAGCGGUGUGUACAUUUCGUAUUGUUACUAAACAUUCGACAUCGAACUGUUGGGUUUUCUUGAAGUCGUCAUGAAUUAGAUGUCAUUACAGCACUUACAGUAUAUAUUAAUUAUAUACACCAAUUAUGCCAAUUCUGGAUACGUUUUAUCACUGAAUAGCUUUGGGCACUGUAAAAACUGGUUUUAGCUAGCCAUCUCAAGUUCAAACUUUUACACUGUAGUCUAUGUUUAUUUGAUUUAUACGUGUAAAACAUUGAUGUAAGUCUGUGGCAGUGAAACCAAGCUAAUCUGCUGAUAAUAACAAAGAGCCCAUCCCACUAGAGGCCUCGGACCAAUAGCCAUGGGUCACCAUUGUAUUUUUCUACAAAAUAACGAAAUAAGAAAGCGUGUACAUACUACGAUCAAAGACUUAUGCUGCUUAGAAUAAUACAUUUUUGAAUCAUAUGAUGAAGCUGUAUAGAAAGAUUGUACCUAUCUGUAUUUGAUUUAGAAUUAUAAUUGAUUAAUAAAUUAAAUGAUUUAUUCUG